Molecule: messenger RNA, 1397 nt
Organism: Ostrea edulis (European flat oyster)
Lineage: Eukaryota; Metazoa; Mollusca; Bivalvia; Ostreida; Ostreidae
Product: perlucin-like protein
Exons: 6
Coding region: 304-915 (203 amino acids)
Molecular function (GO): signaling receptor activity
Source: RefSeq, a predicted model, not a curated record
UCGAGUUCCCCAUCUCCAUCUCAUGUUUUUGGCAAGAGCUUAAACAAUGAAAAAAAGACCCACAUUUGACACUCCAAUAAAGUAUCAAAAUACUACCGUCCAACAAAAUCUUAUUAUCACACAGUGAUUGUAAUGUGUACUGGAGCUUACGUAAUGUGGUACUUCAAUGGCUCAUCCACUAGUGUACUAUUGACGGUUUCCGGAUUUCGCAAUAAAAUAUGACUCGUCAAAAACUCUAAUUAGAGUUAGCUGUUGUGAAUCGGCCAUUGUAACGUUUAAGAAGUGGUAGCGGAUUCAAAACAGAUGGCGACAACAAUGCUGGGAGCUGUACUCUUGGUUUUCGUGACUCAGCUGCAGAUCGGGGUUACGCAACCACUGGACAUCAAAAGUGAUGCUGAGCGAUAUAACCUUGAAAUCUAUAUACGCAAUUUGAAAUUUGAUUUGGAGCACCAAAUAAACGGACUGAAAGAAGAAUUCUCGGAGACCAUCACAAAACUGGAGACGAUGAUAAAAUGUAAAAGAGAGUGUUCAAAAGGUUGGAAAAGAUACGGACAAUCUUGUUACAUGAUAAAUAAGCAGAGUUUAAGUUGGAGUGACGCAGUUGAAAGUUGCCGCAAUCUGUCUGCAUACUUAGCUGAAAUUGACACGAAAGGAGAAAAUGAUUUUAUACAGAAGAUGUUGAAAGAAAAUAAUUAUUUUGACCAAGUCUGGUUGGGAGGUACAGACAAGACAAAUGAAACUACGUGGAUCUGGAUUUUUUCUGGGUCACCUCUACGCUUUAAAAACUGGAUGAAGGGUGAACCUAAUGACCAAUCCGGAAGGGAGGACUGUAUGGAAAUGUAUGUCAAGGAUGGCGGGUGGAAUGACAAUGGAUGUUCGAGUUCAUUUCUAUCCGUCUGUGAGAAAGAUUUGUGAAUAUAGAUAUUUUCCGCAACUAUAUAUGUAAUGUAUAUAUCUUAUAGUACUGACCUUUCCCUGUAUAAUGAUGAUAAAAUACUUAUGGACACAACUCUUCUUAACCACCCCUAAUGACAGUAAUGUACCGUGUAUCGCAUAAUUUUAGUGUCAGGAAUGUUUAGCGGAUUUUACUAAAAUAGAUCGUUGUACAAAUCUUAGAGCUUUAUUAUUGGUGGAAUUUCAUAUAACAAAAGUAUUAUUCACAGGUAUGGAAAUGUUGUGUUUGUUUUGUUGAUGUAACAAUUCAACUAGCGCUUAAUCAAAAUUUGAUUAACUACUGUUGCAGUCAAAGUCUUAUUUUUCUUUUUAUAUCAGUAAACUUGAUGUCGUAUAGCAUUCCUAUUUUGUCUCUUUGGUGUUUGUAUUCGGUAGUUUUAAACAUACACGUUUUUUAAUAAAUAUAUGAAGUUGUACAUAUUGUACACAGAGUGAAACGGGAA